Molecule: messenger RNA, 2016 nt
Organism: Tarenaya hassleriana
Lineage: Eukaryota; Viridiplantae; Streptophyta; Magnoliopsida; Brassicales; Cleomaceae
Product: trehalase
Exons: 11
Coding region: 89-1924 (611 amino acids)
Biological process (GO): trehalose catabolic process
Molecular function (GO): alpha,alpha-trehalase activity
Source: RefSeq, a predicted model, not a curated record
GUGUGAAUUCCUUCUCCUCUUUCCUCGAGAAUCCAAAUCGGAUUCAAUCACUUUUCCGAAUGAAAUUUCUCCGUUACGACAUAAAACCAUGAGAACCUUGUCCCCUUCCCGUGGCCACGCCCUCUCUUCCUCUGUAAUUCCCACCGUUAACCCUAGACGACGACGACGUUUGUUGUCCGUUCUCUUCUCCUUCCUCCGUCUCGCUUUUACUGCUUCCAUGGCUUCCGGACAAGAGUUCAAGCCUCCGUGUUCGGACACGGACUCCGGUCCCGUGGUCCCCACCACGCCACUUGUCACUCUCCUCGAGCGCCUCCAGCAAUAUGCCCUCCUCUCCUACCCGAACUCCUCCGCCAUUGACCCGAAAUCCUACGUCGACUUGUCCCUCAAGCACCGUCACGACCUCCCCGCCGCCGAGUUAGCCUUCUCCAAACUCACCGGGUCACGUAUCUCGCCGCUUCCGAUCCACGAGCUCGAAGCGUUCAUCGGAGAGUACUUCGACGGUGCAGGGGACGAUCUGGUGUACCACGAACCGGAUGAUUUCGUCCCCGAGCCGCUAGGGUUCCUGCCCAAGGUGGAGAACGAGGAAGUGAGGGCUUGGGCUCGUGAGGUUCACGCGCUGUGGAAAAACUUGAGCCGGAGAGUCUCUAACUCAGUCAGAAACUCCCCGGACCGGCACACGUUGCUUCCAUUGCCGGAGCCAGGGAUCAUCCCCGGUUCCAGGUUCAGGGAAGUGUAUUACUGGGAUUCUUACUGGGUCAUCAGAGGACUUCUUGCGAGUAAAAUGUACACCACGGCGAAAGCUGUAGCGAAGAAUCUGAUUUCACUUGUGGAGACUUACGGCUAUGUUCUCAAUGGGGCAAGGGCUUAUUACACUAACAGAAGCCAACCACCUCUCUUGAGUUCGAUGGUUUACGAGAUUUUCACCCGAACUGGCGACAGAGAGCUUCUCAGCAGAUCUAUCCCGGUUCUUGUCAAAGAGUACGAGUUCUGGAACUCGGGUAUGCACAAGGUGAUUAUCCGGGACCCUCUCGGUUGCAAUCACACAUUAAACCGCUAUUACGCGAUGUGGAAUAAGCCACGGCCCGAGUCCUCUGUAUUUGAUCACGAAUCUGCGGCAAGGUUCUCGAGUGCGUCAGAGAAACAGCGGUUCUAUCGCGAUCUUGCCUCGGCAGCUGAAUCAGGGUGGGAUUUCAGCUCAAGAUGGAUGAGGGACCCUUCUGAUUUCACGACUUUGGCCACAACAUCGGUCGUGCCCGUCGAUCUAAACGUCUUCAUUCUCAAGAUGGAACUUGACAUAGCUUUCUUGAUGGAGGCUUCCGGAGAUAGAAAUGGUUCCGAGCGUUUUCUCAAUGCAUCGAAAGCGAGAGAGAAGGCUAUCAAUGCCGUGCUUUGGAACGAAAACGCGGGACAAUGGCUCGAUUACUGGCUUACCUGCAAUGCUGAAGAAACUGAAACGUGGGAAGCUCAGAAACAGAACCCAAACGCUUUUGCAUCUAACUUUGUCCCAGUCUGGAUCAGUCCGUACAACUCUGACGAAAAUCUGGUCAAGAAAGUCGGGAAAGCGCUUCAAGACUCGGGCCUGAUCGCUCCGGCCGGAAUAGCAACCUCCUUGAUCAACUCAGGGCAACAAUGGGAUUUUCCGAACGGAUGGGCGCCACUGCAGCAUAUGAUAGUCGAGGGAUUGGCGAGAUCGGGAGUGAAAGAAGCGGCGGAGAUGGCUGAGGAGAUGGCGAGAAGAUGGAUCAGAAGCAGCUAUGGCGUGUACAAGAAGACAGGAACAAUUCAUGAGAAACUCAAAGUGGAUGAGUUCGGUGAAUAUGGUGGUGGCGGCGAAUAUAAGCCCCAGACUGGGUUCGGAUGGUCCAACGGGGUCAUAUUGACGUUCCUCGAGGAAUUUGGAUGGCCUCGUGACCUCGCACCGUAGAUUAAGGUAUACUUUUAUCGUAUAGAAUUGUUAGGUUAAAUCACGCCAGUGAUUUAUAAAUAUUGAAUAAAUAUUUGAUGAUGAACAAAUUA